UGAGGAGCUACAUAUGGGCUUUAAAUCCCAAAAUUAACAAAAAUAAUUUGGACACAUCUGUAACUUGAGAGGCUCAUAGAAAAAUGUACAAGGUGGAUUUGCCUUUAGACCAGUCCAUAGAAAAUGCUGUGGAGAGGCGAAGGUCUGCAGAAACAGAGCGUAAGGCCCGGAUCUUUGACACUCGGCUCCGUGUGAUGGGUCUCGAUGUUUCUGCUCUCGACCAACAGGUUCAGAAGAAAAAACACCAGCAAAACAUGGAGAUACAACGAGACAAAGCUUUCGAUAAGCUGAGAGAGUAUCACGAUGAAGCUCUGCUGCAGCAAGACAUUGAUGAAAAAGAGAAACAAGACACUUUGCAAGCUGAGCUGACCCAGUAUUGGGCCACUCAUCAGCGUGUAGAGGACUCACGAGAUGCUGAUCUCAAGUGUGGCCUGAAGGGGGCGUUCAGUAGCACCACUCCAGAGGGUAAACUGGGGCCUGCCAGUAUGACAGUCUUUCAGGGAGAGGAUAUUGGAGAGGAGCAAAGGAGGAGAGAACAAAUGAAAAAGACAGUCAGAGAUCUACGAGCACAGAAGGAAGACAAUGAGAGAAAGCACGUGGGAGUAAAGCAAAGAGAGAUGAUCGUGAACAAAGAGUUGGUGCUUCAGGACCUGAGGGGGGUUCAGCUACAUGCAUUAGACGAGGAGUGUAAGAAAGCUACCCGCAUCGCACUCGACAACUACAAUCAUGCUCUGACUGCUGAGAGGGCAGAGAGACUGAAGGAGCAGCACAGGAGAGAGGAAAUGGAGAAACGUGCAGAGAUGCAGCACACUCUGACAUCCGACAUGAUGACAGAGUGUGCAGAGGCAGCUGAGAGAGAGUUGGGAGGAAGGAGAGCGGCCCGGGUCCUGGUGGACAGGUGGAAGGGGAUGAGCCCCGAGCAGCUGAGCGCCAUCCACAGGGAGAGAGAAGAACAGCGCCAGGAGAGAGAGAGACAACGUGACGCUGAAAAGAUUCAGAAUGCAGCUUGGGAACUCCAGCUGCUGAAGCUGUCCAGAAAAGCAGAGGAGGAGGACAGGAGAGCAGAAGAGCUGAGGAGAGAGAAGCGGAUUCAGACGGAUCAUUACAACAUGCAGCUGGCCAGAGAGCAGCAGGAACAUCAGGAGUUCUUGAACAAGAAGCUCUACACCAACAAACCCAGCAAGGACUACUAUCAUCAGUUCAACACCAGCUCCCGCUGACCCCCACACUGCCCCCCCCUGACAAUGUGAUAAUAA
This is a messenger RNA of Trematomus bernacchii (emerald rockcod), 1256 nucleotides long. It is a transcript of the gene ribc1, whose product is annotated as RIB43A domain with coiled-coils 1. The transcript is spliced from 8 exons. The record is from RefSeq and is a predicted model, not a curated record. NCBI's taxonomy places the organism in Eukaryota, Metazoa, Chordata, Actinopteri, Perciformes, Nototheniidae. Bases 84 to 1220 code for a protein of 378 amino acids.